Molecule: messenger RNA, 5394 nt
Organism: Penicillium cinerascens
Lineage: Eukaryota; Fungi; Ascomycota; Eurotiomycetes; Eurotiales; Aspergillaceae
Product: putative Rho guanyl nucleotide exchange factor
Exons: 2
Coding region: 1-5394 (1797 amino acids)
Molecular function (GO): guanyl-nucleotide exchange factor activity
Source: RefSeq, a predicted model, not a curated record
AUGGCGCAUCAAAACGGUCAACAGGCAUACUAUGGCCAGGCCAACAAUCUUUCGAGCUCCCAGCCAGCUUCCGGUCGCUAUGAAGGUUACGCGCCUCAGCAAAAUCCCACCUCGAACCAGCAUCUACCGAGACGAAUGCCCAGUUACAAUGCCGGAGAUGACUCGACGCUUUUCAACGCCGCUCGGCUCUCCAAUUCUCGAGCGACCGAUACAAACGCGCGGUAUCCGGCAAGCAGCGGUGGAUAUACGGGCAAUGUUGGACAAGGGGGCUACGGUGCUGCCCAAGGGGAAUAUGAUGACGAUAGAGGUGCUGGAUUCUCACACGCGGCAGCUAUGUCGCCCACUCGUGCUGCGUCGCACAGCACAGGCUCGGCCGGUUACCCGUACCAGAACCCGUCCGCGAUCCCGACGCAACGCAUAUACAAUCCCCAGCAGUACGGCCUGCCGCAAUCGCAGACACAGCCAAACCUGAGCUACAAUCCCUCGAAUUAUAACGCCCCGUACGUGAGUCCCGUGUCAGCUCAUCAGCCCUAUAAUCCGGCGGCGUACCAGCCUUCUGCAGUCGCUAGCCUUGCGUCUCCAACUUUGCCACGACGGCCAAGCGACGCAUCGCCAUACAGCCAGACACCUCCGACUCCGUCGUACGGCUUAUCAUCACAGCAACCACCAGUGCCUCCGCCUCGCGGACCCGAUCAUCCUUACGGAGGACGUUCGUACGGAUCAUCGCCAGCCACUUUGAGUCAGCGGACUGGGAGCACCGCUUCCACGUAUCGGCCGACUCCCUCCCCGUCAACAACUGGAUACGUGACCUCGAAUUCACCGUCUAGUGCCUAUAUGCCCCAAUCUGCCACGCGGCCAUACUUCCCCGCGUCUCAUGGUUUUGGGACCGACUCGCCAUACCCCUCUGUCACGAUUCCGCCAAUAAACCCUGACUUUGACGACCGGCCUCCUGCGCCACCAGUACAUCAGUCGCAGGGAAACGGGCUUUACGGAAAUCGGCCAAGUGUGUCUCAUUCGUCAUCUCGGCGGUCUCUUCCCACUCCCCCAGUGCAGCAAGACUUACCUGUUCUACCUCCGAGACGAACGGACACAUUGACUCGACAUCCACAGGCACGACCUUUACCUGGACCACCCGUUGAUGACACGCCCGAUGUUACUGGGCCGUCUCCAUCUCCCGGCCUCAAUGAUUCCUAUGAAAAUGACGAGUUGAUUAAAGAAAUUGAGUCAGCGGUAAUGGAUACGCAAGCUUCAUUUACUGCACGACGUCACAGCUCCAGGGCAUCUCAUAGCGGCUCUGCUUCAAAUUUGCUUCUGUCACCAGACGAACAACACACUCAUACCAACGGCAACAUGGCCACUGGGACUGGUCAAUAUGUCAACUAUGACGCCUAUAGUGACGAUAGCGAGGCGGAAGCCGAGGCUGGGCUUGCCAUGUUGCGUAUGGCGGAAGAGGAGGAUAGAGCUCACCAAGACCGAGAGCGUCUUCAACAACAUGGCCGCCCUCGGCGAGAAACUAACGCAUCUAUCCGUAGCACUCGCUCUCAGGGGUCUCGCGUGUCGCCAAGAGGCCCCUCUCCGAGAGGCCUUUCGCCGAACUCAAAUCCUCAAGAGGACGGUGACUUUGUGGGGCACGAUCUGGCUCUUUACGAAGGAGGCUAUCAAGGAAAUCUCCAUUAUGGUGACCAGCCGAAUUGUGAAGAGUACUCAGAUCAAGCCACGGGGGGCGGUUUUUCGAAGGCUCAUGGCUCUUUCAGAAGUUCCGAUAUUUCCCCCGAUGAACGAGGUGAUUACCCGGACGAAUACGAGCAUCCUGCCAUUGCGUACGAAUACGCCAGUCGCUUUCAUCGCCUGCCACCUGAUGCGCGGGUGGACGCUGGUGGCACCGGCGGAUUCUCGGCACCAGGGAAUUAUGAUCGGCGGAUGAGCUUCGACUAUGGUGAAGAUGGAGACAGCCCAUAUGAACAUCAUCUGGACGGAGAUCGGUCCGACGACGAAAGCCCACACCGGGCCGCGCAUGAAGAUCUUUUCUUCCAUCCAGGCAUGCGCCCGUUGCCCCCAGCGCCCGUUGAGCCCGCGAACCAAGAGCUUUUCACACAUUUGAUGCCCGCCGGCACGUAUAGACAUCCGGAGCAGGACGAAUCGCAGGGCCAUGAUCAGUAUAGACAACCCUCCUUACCAGCGUCUGCGGACUCAUACGGAGACACAUUACUCAGUCCCUCUCAGGUCCCGCGGUCGUCGUCCCUGUCGACGCCCAUGGGACCUCGUACUGAUCCACCUAUCAGAUCCAAGACCGAAGCGGACCGCCUGAGGAACAAGCAGGAACAGGAGUUUCUGUGGCAGCUUAAGCAGAAGGAACUUCCCAAAAUUGAUCCAGCCGAAGCGGCCGCUUCGAUGGCUCUGGAUCUGCCCACGAUUCCCGCAGGGCGCCGCAAGAAGUUCAAUCCCGCGAAACUAUCGUCGGACCAGUUCAAGAAGUGUACUGAACCGUGGGCUCUUAGCUCCAUUCUGGCUUGGAUUCGAGACUUGAGCGAGGAUGAAACCGAUCUCAGGAUGUCCGCUAUUGUUGAUGCGAUUGUGGCGCUGUUCACACAUAAGGUUCCAACUAUGAACACUACCGAAGCCGAAACCCUCGCUGCUCGUGUUGUCAACAGUAUGUUCCAGGAGGAAGCACUUGUUAAGGAAGAGGAGUGGGUCAGAUUAGGCAAUGGAACACUUUCGGGUGUCCUCUUUCAGAUCACUGGUACUGGGUGCUACUCGUCGAAUCUCCACGAGGAGGAGCUGCACAUUCAGGACACCGAUUCCUAUUGCCGGUGCUAUUCUUAUCACUGCAUGAGAACCCUGAAGAAGGUGAAUCUGAAGGCGCAGAUGAUGGCACCACAGAAGAAGAUGGAGGAUUGGGUGACUUUCUACAACGUGCCAAAAGAAGUGUGGGAGUCCCAUCCAAAGAAGGAGGUCGAUCGGCAGAAUAAUUUGCAUGAGAUUGUGACCACGGAAGAUGCCUAUAUUGGACAACUGGACGUCUUACGGGAACUCUACCGUGACCAGCUUGCUGCCAUGAAUCCUCCCAUCAUCCCAGCCAAGCGACUAACCAAAUUCCUGUCUGAUGUCUUUGGCAAAGUCGAUGCGGUCAAACGGGUCAACGAGGACUUCCUCCUGGCGCAGCUCAAAUACCGCCAGAAGGAGCAAGGUCCGUUCAUUGCUGGCUUCAGCGAUAUUUUCCGAGAGUGGAUCCGCAAAGCAAAGAGCGUCUAUAUCGACUACGCUGCACACUUUCCCGCUGCCAACUAUUAUGUCCGCAAGGAGUCCGAGCGCAACGUGCAUUUUAAAGCAUUCUUGAACUCCGCGCGCGAUCACAAGUUGUCCCAUCGAUUAAGUUGGGACACUUAUCUGAAAUCCCCGAUCACGCGAAUCCAGCGAUACACUCUGCUGUUAGCUACCGUCCAUAAGAACAUGCCCAAAGACUCCGAAGAAAAGACCAAUUUGGCCCAAGCCAUCGAUGAAAUCAAGAUUGUCGCAUUGGAAUGUGACAACAAAGUUGGCGAGAUGAACAAGAAAGCCGACUUGAUGGAGCUCUCGGCCAAGCUACAGCUGCGACCAGAAAUGAAGAAGGAAGUUGAGCUCAACCUCGAGCACCUGGGCCGUGAAGUCAUCUUCCGAGGUGAUCUUCAGCGCCCAGGAACACGGACUCGAUUCCUCGUCGACACCCAUGCUAUCCUAUUUGACCACUAUUUCGUUCUUGCCAAGUCAUUUACCACCCGUGACCCAUCGCGCACGGCCAAGUACGAACGGUAUGAUGUCUCGAAGUUGCCCAUUCCGAUGGAUCUGCUGGCGUUGGAAAGCACCCGCGACGAUCCCGUUGUGAAGUCAUCUGUUCGUGGGGUAUCAACAGUGACUCAGGCCCAAGGUAGCAUGAGUCCCCUGACGCAUAGUGGCGCUCCCACGAAUGGCCCUACCGCAGUUCUGGACCCCAAAGAUGACAAGAUCCUUUAUCCCUUCAAGAUAAAGCAUCUUGGCAAGAACGGCACAUACACUUUGUACGCCGCCUCUGCGCAGAGCCGUAAGGAAUGGUGCGAGAAGAUUAUUGAGGCAAAGACCAAACACGCUGCAGCUCUAUUCUCACAGAAUGCCGAGCCUUUCCGUCUGCGUGUUCUUGCAGAUACUGCAUUUGCUUAUUCCGACCACACGGCUGGUUCGAAGAGCGUGACCAUCAAGGGAACCCCGCUGAAUCGUGCUAUCAAGGAAGUGGAGAAAAAGUAUGCAGAUUCCGGGCCUCGACCUCCGCCUGUCUGUAAGACUGGUGUGAACUGUGCUACGGUAUUCCAGCAGCCUCCGGGUCGAAUGAUGUGCGCAAUCGGAACGGAUUACGGCGUUUACAUGUCUGAUCUUAGUAACCCGCGCGGUUGGUAUCGGGCCAUCCCUAUAAUGCGGGUAACACAGGUCGCCGUGUUUGAAGAAUUCAAUCUAUUCUUGCUUAUUGCCGACCGCUCCUUGAUUGCCUACCAUCUCGACGUGGUAUGUCCUGCUAGUGGGGUAGCCCAAUCGCAAGAUUCCGCCCGCCGAGCUCCUCAGAAGCUAUCCGGCAACCGCGAAGUGGGCUUCUUUGCCGCAGGACGCAUGAAAGACCGGUACCUGGUCUUGUACAAGAAACGAGACGGUCUUUCCUCCACAUUCAAGGUCCUCGAGCCCAUCCUUCAAAAAUCCUCAUCCAGCAAGACACGCCUCUUCCAAUCUCGCCGCUCUCAAACCGAGUUCUUCCGCGAAUACGACGAGUUUUACAUCCCUGCCGAAAGCUACGGCAUCAACAUGUUCCACUCCUCCCUGGCUAUCUCCACCCAACGUGGCAUCGAAGUCCUCACCCUGGACAAAAAGCAGUCCUGGUCCGUCCCCGACUUCCGUUCCGAAUCCCAAGAAGCCCACGAUACCCUGUAUAGCAUCUCCCACCGCAUUCAAGGCCUCCGGCCGCUCGGCAUGUUCCGUCUCAGCGACAGCGAGUUCAUAGUCGCGUACCAGGAAUGUGCUGUGUACGUCAACAAGCACGGCGACGUCUCUCGCAGCGUGGUCAUGGAGUUCGUCGGCAGUGCACACACUGCGUGUCUGUAUGGCAAAUUCCUCAUCCUCUUCAAUGACGACUUCGUCGAGGUUCGUAACGCUAUGAACGGUCGCCUCAGACAAGUCAUCCCCGGCCACGGCGUUGUCUGUUUGGAUGAUGGCAGCAAAUUGCCUGGAUCAUUCGGUCAGGCUACUCCAUCUUCCAAUAUGAGUGGCUUCCCCGGCUCCAAUGGCACCUCUUGUAGUGACGCUGCACACACAGUCAAGAUCUGCAUGCAGCACCCCGAGUACGAGCGCAGCCAGAUCGUCUUGGAGUUGGUUGAGAACGAGGGACAGAAGGACUAA